UCUUAUCGAUGCUAGUAUGUGCGCAUGCACAUGUGCAACGGUUUCGUUUGUAUGUUGCAGGCUCUCGCGGUCGGUGCGCGACGCAUCGCGAUGUCCGUCGUGACGAGGAAGCCGGAGGUGAUGUUUAUUUUGGGCGGCCCGGGCGCCGGCAAAGGUACUCUCUGCCGCUACAUUGUUGAGCGAUACGGUUAUGUUCACUUGUCCGCCGGCGACCUACUGCGAGAGGAACGCGCCAAACCAGGUUCGCAGUAUGGUGAGCUGAUCGAAACUCAUAUAAAAAAUGGCACAAUCGUGCCGGUGGAGAUCACUUGUAGCCUUCUGGACCGUGCUAUGCGCGUCUCCGACAACCCGCAUUAUCGUUUUCUCAUCGAUGGCUUCCCCAGGAAUCGGGAUAAUCUUGACGGAUGGAACAAGGUAAUGGCCGACAAGGUUAUUCUGAAAGGCGUAAUAUUCUGCGAAUGCAGUCAGGAAGUCUGUACUCAGCGUUGCUUGAAGCGUGGUGCGGGAGGAAGCGGUCGCAGUGAUGACAAUGAACAGUCAUUGGUCUUUCGUCAUCAGACUUAUCUACAAAAUACAAUACCGAUAGUAGUUUUGUAUGAACAACAAGGCUUAGUUUUCAAAGUUGAUUCUAUGAGACCACCGGAACAAGUGUUUCAGGAUGUUGCCGAGUUCCUUCCUAAGAUUGGCUGGUAAUAACGACGGCUCUAAUGCUUCUCUAAGAUAAUAUUAUCAAUAUUAUACACUGGUAUCUUAAUUCCGACAUAAAUAUUUCUGUUAAGGACACCUAUAUUUGGUAGGACCUGACAUUUUAACUGGGUAGAAAGAUUUUGUCUAGCUUUAUUUAUAGAAUUUUUCUACACGACACAGCGCGUAUACACUGGAUGAACAUUCUUUCAAAUAUAUAAUAAUACAAGUGCAUUAGUCCGGUAUCACCUGGAAUGUUGUAAAUAUCUUCUGCCAGUACUGCUAUAUAUAAAUCACUACUCUAAAUCCUAAUCUAAUCCUUUGAUACAAUGUUACAUAUAAUAACACGUUGGUUUUACACGCCUUAUAUAUUUAUAAGACAGCUGAAUAAGAAAAUAGCGUUUGCUAGGAACAACAUUGACGUGAAAAGAGAUGGGAGAGAAAAUCGGAGCAAAUAUGUAUUUUUAAUUAACAUGUAUUUUUAAUGUAAUUUUCAUGUAUUUUUAAUUAACAU
Dinoponera quadriceps is the source of this 1198-nucleotide messenger RNA. RefSeq names its product UMP-CMP kinase (gene Dak1). Gene Ontology annotation, molecular function: UMP kinase activity; ATP binding. Bases 25 to 693 code for a protein of 222 amino acids. The record is from RefSeq and is a predicted model, not a curated record. The transcript has 2 exons. Lineage: Eukaryota; Metazoa; Arthropoda; Insecta; Hymenoptera; Formicidae. Gene Ontology annotation, cellular component: cytoplasm; nucleus. Gene Ontology annotation, biological process: UDP biosynthetic process; 'de novo' pyrimidine nucleobase biosynthetic process; CDP biosynthetic process.